Lasiodiplodia theobromae is the source of this 750-nucleotide messenger RNA. Its product is annotated as IFN-inducible and antiviral protein. The record is from RefSeq and is a predicted model, not a curated record. Gene Ontology annotation, molecular function: 4 iron, 4 sulfur cluster binding; catalytic activity. Bases 1 to 750 code for a protein of 249 amino acids. The transcript has a single exon. Lineage: Eukaryota; Fungi; Ascomycota; Dothideomycetes; Botryosphaeriales; Botryosphaeriaceae.
AUGUCCGGGAUGCGAAAGCUCAACUUUGCGGGCGGCGAGCCCUUUCUGUACCAGAAAUUUCUGGGCGAAAUGGUCAAAUUCUGCAAAGAGGAGCUCAAGCUUGAGUCUGUAUCGAUUGUCACGAACGGCAGCCUCGUCACGGAGCGUUUUCUCGCAAAGUUUGGACGACACAUCGACAUCCUAGCUGUCUCUUGCGAUUCGUUCAAGGAAUCAACGAACAUUGAGAUCGGCCGCGGCUCUGGGAAUCAAGUAGACCAGCUUUACCGAAUCCGAAACUGGUGUUCCCGGUACAACGUCAAGUUCAAGAUCAACACGGUGGUGUGCAAGCUCAACUACACCGAAGACAUGAACCGUCACAUCGAGAAACUGAGCCCGUUCCGGUGGAAAUGCUUCCAGGUUCUCUUGGUGUCGGGAGAGAACGAAUCAGCCGAAAGACUUCGCGACGUACGACGCUUCUUGAUCACUGAUGAGGAAUAUCGGGUGUUUUGCGAGAGGCACAAAUGUCAAAAAUGCUUUGUACCGGAAUCAAACCAAGUCAUGGCUAAAUCGUAUCUCAUUCUGGACGAGUAUCUCAGAUUUUUGGACCGCGACGGCCGACAACCUUCUGCGUCUAUCUUGGAGGUGGGUGUUGAGAAAGCGCUCGCUAGCGUCUACUGGGAUGAGGAGAGUUUUCACGCACGAGGCGGGGUGUAUGACUGGAGUAGGGAGUUGCAGCCGGCCUCACAGUCUGUAACGGCGAUGGAUUGGUAG